AAAAAGACAAAGUCAAUGUUUUGAUAUCGCUUUCUUCAACUAUGCAAAGAGCUUCUGUCUCCACAGAUCUAUACAACACAAAUGGAUCCUUCUGUUUUACUUACCAAUGUUGUUUCUGCUGCAAUAGGCUUCUUAGUGAUCUUUAAAAUGUUUAGAUCCCAUCAAGAAAACAAAGAAACCUCUUCAUCCUCAUCAUCAUCAUCAUCAUCAUCAUCAUCAUCAUCAGUUCCUUCAUCUAAUAGCUGGACAUACGACGUCUUUCCGAGCUUCCGUGGAGAAGAUGUCCGCAAGAACUUUUUGAGUCAUAUUAAGAAGGAGUUUCAGAAAAAAGGAAUCACAUACUUCAACGAUAAUGAGAUCAAGAGAGGAGAAUCCAUCCGUCCUGAAAUCAUAAGUGCCAUUAGAGGUUCUAAGUUAGCGAUCGUCUUGCUCUCGAGGAACUACCCUUCUUCGAAAUGGUGUCUUGACGAACUGGUUGAGAUUAUGAAGUGCAAGCAAGAGUUAGAUCAAACUGUGUUGCCUAUUUUCUAUGACGUUGACCCGUAUCAUGUAAAGAAGCUUACCGGAGAUUUUGGAGAAGUUUUCAGAGAGACUUGCGAGGGUAGAAGCAAAGAAGAAACUGAGAGAUGGAGACAAGCUCUGGUGGAGGUAGCUAAAACUGCUGGUUACCAUUCAGUCAACUGGGAUAAUGAAGCGGCCAUGAUCGAAAAUAUCACCAAUGAUGUUUUAACAAAGCUGCUAAAUAAUGCACCAUCAAGUGUUUUAGACGGUUAUGUUGGAAUGAGAGCUCAUAUGUUGAAGAUGGAACAAUUAUUAUGCCUAGACUCUGAUGAUGAAGUGAGGAUUCUAGGGAUUUGGGAUCCUUCUGGAAUUGGUAAGAGCACUAUCGCCAGAGCUCUGUUUGGAGAAUACUCUCAUAAGUUUCAGCUUAGUGUCUUCAUAGAGAAUAUCAGAAGACGCUAUCCAAUACCAUGUCCCGAUUUAUACAGCACACAACUGCAACUACAAUCAGAGAUGCUAUCUAGAAUAUUCAACCAGCAGGCUAUCAAUAUUCGUCAUUUGGAUGUUGCAAAACACAGAUUAAAAGACAAAAGAAUGCUUGUCGUUCUUGAUGAUGUGGAUCAUGUGAUGCAACUCAAUGCACUAGCUAAAGAAGCUCAGUGGUUUGGUCCUGGAAGUCGGAUCAUAAUAACAACGCAAGAUAAAAGAGUUUUGCAUAGACAUAGGAUGAUUAACCAUAUACAUGAGGUGUGUCUUCCAUCUGACAAUAAGGCUCUUAAAAUCUUCUGCAUGUAUGCUUUUGGUCAAAAGUCGCCAUAUUAUGGUUUUGAGAGCCUUGCUAGGAAAGUUACACAACUUGCCGGUAACCUCCCUCUGGGACUAAUGGUUAUGGGAUCUUACUUCCGAGGAAUGUCGUCGAGGCAUGAGUGGGAAAUGGAACUACCAAGGUUAUGGAGUAGCCUUAACGGAGAAAUCCAAAGCGUUUUGAAGUUCAGUUACAAUGCUUUAUGCGAUGAAGAUAAAAAUUUAUUUAUCUAUAUAGCAUGUUUCUUUAACGAUGAAUGGAUUGAAAGAGUGGAAGAUUUUCUAGCCGAGAAUUUUUCUAACGUGAGAUAUGGUCUUCACGUUUUAGCUGAUAAAUCUCUCAUAUCUAUCGACCGUGGAUGGAUAAGGAUGCAUAAUUUGCUAGCACGUUUUGGUAGAGAAAUUGUUCGUAAACAAUCGAUUCAUGGCCCUGGGCAGCAGCGUCAGUUUUUGGUUGAUGGUAGAGAGACAUGCCAAAUACUGAGUAGUAACUCCUAUACACCAGGAAGUAUAAAUGUCAUAGGCAUAGAUUGCGAAUAUUCUGAGAUCGAGGGUGGGCUAUAUAAAAAUGACAAAGCCUUUGAAAAAAUGAGUAAUCUCCAAUUCUUAAGGGUCGGUGAUACUCACCCAAGAGUGCAGUUACCACAAAGUCAGAAAUACUUACCUGGAACACUUAGAUUACUAGAUUGGGAUGGUUUCCCAAUGACAUGCUUUCCUUCUAAUUUCAAUCCGGAGUUCCUUGUGGAAAUAUACAUGCCUUCAAGCAAUCUUGAGAAACUGUGGGAAGGAAGUCAAACUAUUAAAAAUCUCAAGAGGAUGUAUCUGAGGGAUUCUGAAAACCUGAAGGAGGUUCCUGAUCUCUCAGCAGCUACUAAUCUCUGGAAACUUGAUCUCAGCGGUUGCUCAAGUUUGGUGGAGCUUCCAUCAUCUAUUGGGAACGCUACUAAUCUCAAUGAGUUGUUUCUCAGCCGUUGCUCAAGCUUGGUGGAGCUCCCAUCUUCCAUUGGCAAUGCUACAAAACUCAAGAAGUUGAAUCUUAGUGGCUGCUCAAGUUUGGUGGAGCUCCCGUCAUCUAUCGGGAACGCUACUGAUCUCACAGAACUGGAUCUCUGCGGCUGCACGAGUCUGGUGUCCCUCCCGUCUUCUAUUGGAAACCUUCACAAGCUGUGUUCCUUUACUCUGAAAGGUUGCGCAAAGAUAAAAGAAGAAGCCCUCCCGGUGAAUAUCAACAUGAAAUCUCUAAGAACGCUCGAUCUCGCUGGUUGCUCCUUGCUGAAAACGUUUCCUGAGAUUUACGUAAACAUUCAACGUCUCAGUCUCAAUGGAACUGGAAUACAAGAACUCCCUUCAUCAAUAACGUCAUGGUCUCAUCUUUAUCACUUGGCUAUGCCGUACAGUGAAAGCCUUGGGACGCAUGCUUUUGGCCUCAUCACGGAGCUGCACGUGGCGUGCGACCAAAGGAUACGAGAGCUUGGUCCGUGGAUCAAGGAAAUGACUCGUCUACGUAGACUUGUGAUCAGUGGAUGCACAAAGCUAGUUUCACUCCCGCAGCUUCCAGACUCCUUGCGAUACAUAGAAGCAGAAAACUGCGAGUCCUUAGAGAGACAAGAAUCUUUUGAAGAUGUUGUUGGUGCCAACUUUGGUAAUUGCUUCAAACUGAAACAAGAAGCAAGAGAGAUGAUCAUAAGGACUUGUAGAUUUGCGGUCUUGCCAGCUGGCGAACAAAUGCCUAUGUACUUUCUUUGGCAUGCCAGAGGGAGUUCCCUGUCAACGAAAUGGAAUGGCACGGAUCCUCCUCCUAUACCGUCGAUGGCUUGUGUCUUGGUAGUUAAUAAGGUUGGUGACAUGAGGAAGGAGAAGUUGUUGGAUGUAUAUUAUUGCAUCAUGGAUGGUACCACCACCACCACCACCAGUGUAAGGCAUCGAUCAGGAAUACACUCGAAACGUUUUCCAGUUUUAAACGACCAUCUCUACACGUUCGAGAUCGAAGAAAAGGUGAUCAGUUGCAUGGAAUCAUCAGUCUUUGAGUUUGAAGUCAGAGAUAAGACAUGUGAGGUUAGAGAAUGCGCUCUAAAUUUGGUUCCACCACUUUGUCUUCAUGUCUGAUUGGAUUAACUGAUGAUUUUCCACAAAACAAUUUUCUCAUUCUUUUAAACACUUAUUACGUAAUGAACACUUAAUUCAACA
Molecule: messenger RNA, 3492 nt
Organism: Raphanus sativus (radish)
Lineage: Eukaryota; Viridiplantae; Streptophyta; Magnoliopsida; Brassicales; Brassicaceae
Product: probable disease resistance protein RPP1
Exons: 4
Coding region: 82-3411 (1109 amino acids)
Biological process (GO): signal transduction; defense response
Molecular function (GO): protein binding; ADP binding
Source: RefSeq, a predicted model, not a curated record